GAGAGAAGGAUCUCCGAAUUAAAAAGAUUACUCAAAAGCUCACUACCCUUCCCAUACUUGCAUGCAAUCCAAGCUACCCAACUCUACUCGAUCGACAAGAUUCUCAAAACACUAAAAAGAUAUAUAAAAGGAAAAAUAAUGGUGAAACAAAAUAAUAUAUAUAAUAUGGUGGACCAAACCAAAGUCUUCUCCUCUAGCUGUGUGCCUGUGUGUCUGUGUCCACUAUAAAAGGACCUCACCAACCCAGGCCGCCUUCUCCAGAGGCCAGAGCAAGCAUCUAGCUACCAUUCACAACACAAGUAAUAUGUACCACCAUCAUUUCCAUGGCGAGGUGGACAGCCUCCGCUUCCUGUCCCCUCCGACGACCGCUUCCUUCGCCGCCGCGCACCACCAGCACAUGAACAUGCCCUUGCCGCCUCCGGCAUACUACUUAGCCAUCGACGGCGACGCGGCUUGCUUUGAUGAGCUUGACACCAUCGUGCGGGAAGCCGCAGCCCACCUCGGCGGCAACAGCAACAAUGAGUCGCCCAGCCUGUCGGGCUCGGGCUCCGACAGCGCAGCGGCGGCCGACCAGGAGCGCCGGCGCCGCCGGAUGGUGUCCAACCGCGAGUCGGCGCGGCGGUCGCGCGUGCGCAAGCAGCGGCAGCUCAGCGAGCUGUGGGCGCAGGUGUCGCACCUCCGCGGCGCCAACCGCCGCCUCCUCGACGACCUCAACCGCGCUCUCAGGAGCUGCGCCGACGCCCGCCGCGAGAACGCGCGCCUCAGGGACGAGAAGGCCCAGCUGGCCAACAGGCUCCACCAGCUGCUCAUCAUCGCCGGCUGAUGUGGAGGAGCCACAUAACAACACCAUCAGCAGCACCAGUAUUGCUGAAUGAUCGUCGAACGCCCAGUUUUUUUUGUUUUGUUUGUUACUCGAGAGAGAGAGAGAGGACAAUUAUAUAUCGAUAAUAAGGACGGACACGUGUGAUUAAUUAAGCAAGGAUAAUUAAUUUGAGAAGAGAUGCGUGCAUGCACCUUCAACCGAUUCAACUGUUUUGUUUCUAAUUAUAAGAGUUAUUAUUAUUAUUUUGGGAUU
Zea mays is the source of this 1075-nucleotide messenger RNA. RefSeq names its product basic leucine zipper 43. Lineage: Eukaryota; Viridiplantae; Streptophyta; Magnoliopsida; Poales; Poaceae. The record is from RefSeq and is a predicted model, not a curated record. The coding region runs from base 305 to 823 and encodes 172 amino acids. Gene Ontology annotation, molecular function: DNA-binding transcription factor activity. Gene Ontology annotation, biological process: regulation of DNA-templated transcription. The transcript has a single exon.